GGAAGCCUGUUCAGGGGCAAGUGGGAGGCGCGCGGAAAACCCCCAUUGGUCCGAGAGCACGCGACGGUGCCCGAGACGGGGGGAGAGGGCGGGGCUUCCUUCGGGCUCCUCCCGCCGGCGAGGCCUCAGCGACACUUUGCCGCUCGCUCGCCCGCCGGCAGGACCGUGAUUGCGCUGCUCUCUUUCUCCUCAGCGGGUGCCAUGCCUCGGAGGCCCGCCUUGCCGCUUGUUCUGCUGGCGCUGCUGCUGGCGGGUCCCAGGGCGCUGGACGCGGGCCUGUACUCCCCCUUGGACCCGCUGGCCGUGCUGGGGGCGGACUCGCUGGAGCGGCGCCUCUUCAACUCGAGCAGCGCCUGGGUGAUGGAGUUCUACGCCUCCUGGUGCGGACACUGCAUCCGCUUCGCCCCCACCUGGAAGCAGCUGGCCCGCGACAUCCGCGAUUGGAGGCCUGCAGUGAUGCUGGGUGUGCUGGACUGUGCUGAAAGGUCUAAUCGGAAAAUAUGUACAGACUUCGGAGUCACUGGUUACCCUACUUUGAAGUUUUUCAAAGCAUUCUCCAAAAAACCUGAAGAUGGCCUCAAGCUCCGCCGUCAAGGGGAUGACAUUAAGAGCCUCCGAGAAUCCAUAAUCACCUCAUUAGAAAAGCAUGAAGAUAUGUGGCCUCCCUCGUGCCCACCUCUGGAGCCAAUCAGUGCGGCAGAACUUCAUGACUUCUUCCAGACAAACAGUGUGACCUACCUGGCCCUGAUCUUUGAGGAUGAGAAUUCCUUUUUGGGAAGAGAGGUGACUUUGGAUAUGCUCCAGUUUGAGAAUAUUGCAAUACGGCGGGUCUUGCAGACCAAUGAAGAGCUAGUGAAACGUUUCAAUGUCACCUCCUUCCCUUCUGGCUUCCUACUUGUCAACAAUGGCUCUUGCAGCAGCAUCCCUGUAAAUGCUGAUUUCAGACCCUUUUACAGAAGCUUCCUGCAGAGUCUACCCAACGUCUUUCGAGGAAACUCCUUCAGACCUACUGUGCCCCCCACUGUAGAACCAAAGUCCACCAUUGUACCCUGGAGAGUAGCAGACAGGAAAAAGGUGUAUAUGGCUGACUUGGAGUCUGCGAUACUUUAUACCCUACGGGUGGAAGCAGCAAGAUUUCGCCAUCUUGACAAGGAGCGGCUUUCUGUACUGAAGCAGUAUGUGAAUCUUUUGGUUAAGUAUUUUCCUGGACGCCCUGCAGUUAUGAACUAUCUUCGCAAUCUAGACUUGUGGUUAAAACCAAUGACAAAUGUUUCAGGAAAUGAAUGGGAAGAGGCUCUCGGAAAUAAUCCGGAGCUUCCCCAUGCCAGGUUGCCAGAGAACACACUCUGGGUAGGAUGCCAAGGAAGCAAACCUGAGUUUCGAGGAUUCCCGUGCGGACUCUGGACUCUCUUCCACCUCCUGACAGUGCAGGAAGCAUUGCUCAGUCCCUAUCGUUCCUCACCACCAGAAGUCCUUCCUGCAAUGAGAGGAUAUAUCAAGUACUUCUUUGGUUGUCGGGAGUGUGCAGAGCACUUUGAAGGCAUGGCGGCAGAAAGUAUGAGCAGAGUGAAGAACAAAGAUGGAGCUAUACUUUGGCUUUGGUCAAGGCACAACAGAGUCAAUUACCGCUUGCAAGGAGCCCCAAGUGAUGAUCCAAAAUUCCCCAAGAUUCAGUGGCCUCCUCAAGAUCUGUGCUGGUCGUGCCAGAUAAUAGUCAAUGGAAAGCGUAUGUGGGAUGAGAGGGCCAUCCUGAGGUUCUUCAAAGCUCAUUUUUCACGUGGCAAUAUUUACUUGGAUUUCAUAAAGCCUCUGAUCAGACGGGGUCGAGAUGUUGAAGAGAAAGAUCACAAUGUUGUGGGGAAACUAGAGGAAGGCAAAGAAGAAGAAAAUGGAAGACAAGUUGAAGAGGAAUUUGAGGAAGACAAGAAGAGGACAGAGAAGCCAGAGAGUGGGAGGGUAACAAGGAAACUGGAAAGAUCAGGCUUGACAGAACCGCAUAAACCAAGUAUUAUCAAAAUGAGCACAAAAACCAAAGAGCUGGAGGAAGAUAUUGUUGAUCUUGACUCCUUCAGUGAGCUGCAUUACAAGAGCAAGGCUUUAAAGAUGGCAGGCCAGAUUGGGAGCAGGAACAGGCGGAGUAAGAGGGACGUUGGCCUUGUGCGGAUGGAGAAUGAGGGCCAGCAGUCUUUUGAUAUUGAUGCAGCUUGGGAACGGCUGAGACAUAAGAGCUGGGGAGGUCAGCACCUCAUCGGUGCCAUGGAGGAGGAAGAGGAGGAGCUUGAAAAGGAGAAUGGGGUUGUCUCGAAAAGGAACCAGUGGUUCCACAUCCUAGGUGUGGGUUUUUCCCAGCUAGACAUCAGCUUAUGUAUUGUCUUAUACUUCCUCUCCUCCAUGUGUCUGCUAGGCAUGUAUGCUUUCUUCCGUGUGCAUAUGAAGUAUCGCAAGGGCCGCUCGGGCUUCCGAGUGGCCUAAGAAAGAAGCAGAAGAGCUUGUGCCUGCUUCCUGUGGUGGCUUCUCAACAUCAGUUUGUACUCUGGUUUUGGAUAUGCAAAUACAGUAAACUGUGGGUUUUGCCUUUGUUAUGAAUGGUACAUGGUUACAUUGUGAGGGAUCAAGAAUGGGAAACAGAACUCUUUAUUAUGGGAAGCAGAGUGGCUAAAACAGGCAUGUUUUCAUCACAACUUUCACACCAUGUAUGCCGUUUCUGCUUGGAUAUCUGUAUUAGAGUAUAAAUUGUUGACUGUCAAAAGGGGAAGCAGAUUUGUUUCAGAGUGUAUGUUGACUAUUUGAUUCUCUAAGGAGUGAGAGGGGCUUUUCAUUUUUUCACCUGUACUUGGGAUUACAGUAUUCAGAUUACACCAGGCAAAUGUAGCAUAGUUUUCAGGGCAUCCACAUUUAACAUGGAUCUUGAAGACUGUUUUAUGUGGCCAGUUUGAGAGCAACAACUAAAUGGCUGUUUCCAAUAUUAAUUAGACAUAGAACUCCAUAAUUUUAAAUACCGCUUUUCCAUAUUAAAUACACUCUAUAUCAGUGGUUCUCAGCCUGGGGUCCCCAGAUGUUUUUGGCCUUCAACUCCCAGAAAUCCUAACAGCUGGUAAACUGGCUGAGAUUUCUGGGAGUUGUAGGCAAAAAACAUCUGGGAACCCCAGGUUGAGAAUCACUGCUCUACAUAGUGUUGGACUUUUUGAGCAAAAGGCUAAAUUUUCAAUGCUUGGUAGUGUAUUAAUAUCCUGAAAAACACUUCAGUCUCCCAGUUUCUUAAAUCCUAGAUAUAGAAGUGCAGUCUAAAUCAUUCAAUUGAGAGAUGCCUUGAUCUUUUUUUUUUUUACUGAACUGGAAGCCAAAAUGUCUGAUCCUUUUUGAAACUACCUUCAAUAAAGCCAGCAUGUGUGUUGCUGUGUUCGCAGCUGAUAAUAAUAAUAAUAAUAAUAAUAAUAAUAAUCAGAACUGUAUUAAUAAUACAGUAGAGUCUCACUUAUCCAACAUAAACGGGCCAGCAGAAUGUUGGAUAAGUGAAUAUGUUGGAUAAUAAGGAGAGAUUAAGAAAAAGCCUAUUAAACAUCAAAAUAGGUUAUGAUUUUACAAAUUAAGCACCAAAACAUCAUGUUAUACAACAAAUUUGACAGGAAAAGUAGUUCAUUACACAUUAAUGCUAUGUAGUAAUUACUGUAUUUACGAAGUUAGCACCAAAAUAUCACAAUGCAUUGAAAACAUUGACUACAAAAAUGUGUUGGAUAAUCCAGAAUGUUGGAUAAGUGAGACUCUACUGUAGUAAUAAUCAGAACUCCCCUCCUAACCCCCUUUAGUUGUAAUUUUUGGUAUUAAGCAUUGAACAACUGCAUUAUACGUGCCAUAAAUGGUGUUGACACUCGUCUCUUCCUUUUCCGGGAGUCUCUCCUGGAUUGCAACAUUGCCUUUUCCUCGGAUCCAGAGACCGAAGGCAAAGGGCAUAAGGACAUUAGCUUGUGGAAUGCCACUGCCAUAAAGAAAUGAAGAUUGCUUAUGAAACAGACAGAAAUAUUAAUUCUUAACAGUGAGGGCAUUGGAAUAUAUUAAUCAGCCAACUGUGAAAAUGCCAAGCAUAAGGCCCCAUAGCAAACAUCUCACUAUGAAAGGCUAGCAUUUUUCGCUUGCUCCUGACUUGCUGCUGAAUGUAGUUGCUCCCACAUUCUCCUCUCACUCACGUCCUAUUGUCCACUUUUCCUUCACUAGCUAUUCUUCAGCUACUCAGCUUGCCAGCAAUAUUUUUUUUCAUUCACGCUAAUUUCAUCCUGAUAUCAUUGCCAUCAUGACCAUUCUAUAAAGGAUUGCUUUAUUACAGUUGUCAAUAGUAGAGAUAGUGAUGAUGAAGAUGAUGAUGAUUAUAAUACUUAUUAUUUCUUACCUGCCUCUCUCCAAGGUUUGAGACAGGUUACAACAGAGUUAACCUACAGAGUGUCCCAAAAGUUUCCAUAAAUUGUGGCUAAGUGUACCACUAUUUACAAAAUAUUGUUUAAAUUAUACAUAUAUUAGAAUAUACAUAUAUAAAAAAUAUAAUACAAAGUUGUUGCUUUUUCCCAUGUAUGGAGACUGCUGCGAUGCCCUAUACAAUAGAUAAGAACAUAACAGUAGAUAAAAACAUAAAGCAAUUUAAAACAUGUCAAUUAAAAGCAAAUAGACAAGAUUAAAAUAUACAAUACAAUCAAUCAUAGCUAUAAAAUAUUAGUUUAAAAUUCAUAGGUUAAAAUUGACUUGGUAAGAAAUGCAUUUAUAUAUAAAAAAGAAGCAAGUCUACAAACAAUCCUUAGUUUUACAAAUAGUCACAAAAUUACAUAGGUAUUGAUAAGCUCUCAAAUCUGAACAAGGCUCCAUUUCUUUUAGCUUUAGUCUUGGGGCCCUUCCAGACAGGCUCUAUAUCCUAGGAUCUGAUCUCAAGUUUUCUGCUUUAAACUGGAUUAUAUGAGUCUGCACUGCCAGAUAAUCUGGGAUAAACAGAAAAUCUGGGAUCAGAUCCUGGGAUAGAGGGCUUGUCUGGAAAGGUCCUUCAUUUUCCUAGACCUUCCAGAAUUUUGGUGAUUUCAUAUACAGUAGAGUCUCACUUAUUCAACAUAAACAGGCCGGCAGAAUGUUGGAUAAGCGAAUAUGUUGGAUAAUGAGGGAUUAAGAAAAAGCCUAUUAAAUGUCAAAUUAGGUUAUGAUUUUACAAAUUAAGCACCAAAAUAUCAUGAUGUAUUGAAAACAUUGACUACAAAAAUGUUUUGGAUAAUCCAGAACGUUGGAUAAGCGAAUGUUGGAUAAGCGAGAUUCUACUGUAUUUAGUUUUAUAGAAGGGGAGUUGAAGAAGAACUAAGCUGAGUGUAUGUAUCAGUAGUCGAUGGACAAGAGGACAAUGUUCAGGAAUCUGGGUCAGGGACAUAACCCUCUGAUCCUGAGUUUGGAAGGAAUAACAGAAUAGAGGGAUGGGGAUGAUACCAAGUCCACAUCUGUGUUGGUCUUGCAAAUAAGCCAUGGCAACUUUCGGUCUAUGGCAAAUAACUUGCUGCUGUUUUUCUAACAAGAAAUUAAGUCAGAUCCAUAAAGAAAAUAACAUUACAGGUACAUGCAGAUACUGUCACAUUUGUGCUUCUCAGGAAACUAAUUUUUCCAAUUUCUGCACCAAUCCCUCCACUCCUUUUAUUGUAGUGUACUUCAGCUUUUUCUUGAUGAGCUGAGCCAUUAGUUUUUCCAUAAGUGCCUUGUUAUGAUCCCAUGCUCCUAAUAACAGUCUGGUUGAGCUAUGGCUAAAAGCAUGGAAACGCCGUGUUUGAAAUGUCAUCUCUGUUCCAACCUUACCACAGUGGGCUUGUUCUCUAGGCCAUAGAUCCCCUUUUGCAACAGGGGCUCGCUUCCUAAAUACUGACCUGUAGUAAGGAUUACUGAGUUGAAGUAAGUGAAUUGCUUUGAAUGAUUGAAGUACACUGUACAAAUAUGUAUUUUGCUAUGAUAAUUUCACUAGCCAUAAAAAUGUUAAAUAAGA
Messenger RNA from Anolis carolinensis (green anole), 5995 nucleotides. RefSeq names its product quiescin sulfhydryl oxidase 1 (gene qsox1). The record is from RefSeq and is a predicted model, not a curated record. Gene Ontology annotation, biological process: protein folding. Gene Ontology annotation, molecular function: protein disulfide isomerase activity; flavin-dependent sulfhydryl oxidase activity. Gene Ontology annotation, cellular component: Golgi membrane. NCBI's taxonomy places the organism in Eukaryota, Metazoa, Chordata, Lepidosauria, Squamata, Anolidae. The transcript is spliced from 12 exons. Bases 202 to 2472 code for a protein of 756 amino acids.